AUGCCACAACAUCACUGCAAUACAAUCAGACGACUACAAAGACAAUUGAGUCUUUGCAGAAAAGAUAUGCCAAUGACCAGAAGACAUCAGAAAACUCACACGGAUGAAAAACUUUUCGAGUGCAGUGAAUGCGGAAAAUACUUUAGUCGACGUGGUGAUUUGAAACUUCACAAAAGCGCUCAUGCAGGCGAAAGGACUUGCCAACCAUACAUCUCCUUUCAUUCGCAGGAUAGACAUGAAAGAGUGCUCAAAAAUGAAAAUGGAUAUCAGAGUUCCCUGGCGUACCUUUACAUAGAGAAUGAUCCUUCAAGUGCUAAUCAGAUGACACUAGCCACAUUGGAGAAAGGAAUGUGGAGCAAUGAAUCGCAGCAACGUCAAGUGAAUUUGACCGACACUGAUAUCAACAUCAAUUAUAUUAUGUUCUUAGCCGGUUUGUAA
Thelazia callipaeda (thelaziosis nematode) is the source of this 438-nucleotide messenger RNA. The record is from the annotation of a GenBank genome assembly. Lineage: Eukaryota; Metazoa; Nematoda; Chromadorea; Rhabditida; Thelaziidae.